Molecule: messenger RNA, 1724 nt
Organism: Closterium sp. NIES-67
Lineage: Eukaryota; Viridiplantae; Streptophyta; Zygnematophyceae; Desmidiales; Closteriaceae
Source: the annotation of a GenBank genome assembly
CACCUCCGAAAGCACCGCUACCAACCGCGUGCAUGAGUCUUCUGCCUCCCUCUGCCCCAUGCCGUUGUUUCCGCCAUCGACGCACACCUUUCGCGCGUUUCCUGCGCGCCAUCUCGGCUUGAUCGUUAGCCCCUAGCGCCCCACGCUGCUCGCUUCGCCCCCCCUCCCCCCCCCGCCCGCCAGUUCGCCGACAGCUCCAGCGACAGCGGCGGCCCCGCCGGCCGCGCUUGCGGCAGCGACAUCCAUCAUGGCGUCCGCGCAAUCAGACGCCGCUGACACCCAAUCGGACGGCUCUGAUUCGCCCAUUCUCGUGGAGCGGCCUGGUCCGCCCGAUUUGUUUACGUCAGCCGAGCUCGCAAGCAGGGGGGAAGGGGCAGCAGCCGCCGGCGGGUCGGAGGCGAAGGCGGACGAUUCGUCCGCGGGCCCGCCGUGCAGUGAUGGGUCGCGCGGCGAUGGGCGGAAGGACUCAAGCGAGGGGCGGACGGAGUGCGCGGAGCCGCGAGGAGAAGCAGAGGGAGUAUCCGCGGUGGCGCUGGCGUCGCCGUCGACUGCGAAGCGGCGCGAGAGGGGCGCGGGGGGGGCGUCGGAGCAGGGCGGGGCGGCGGUUGCCGUGGGGCAGGGCGAGGUGGCUUUGGCCGUGGGGCAAGUGGCGGCGAACGUGGCGGGCUUCGCCAGCAGCGCAGGCGCCGAGGCGGCCGCCGUCGUGAGCAGCCUGAGCGAGCGGGUGACGGGGUUCAGCACGGGCUUUGUGUCGCUCUUCAGUGUCUUUGACUCUGCUGUCGCCUACCCCUCCGACUCCACCCAAGGGGGCUCUGCCGCCGCCCACAGCAGCGGCGGGGCGGACGGCAGCAGCGCAGGGGCAGAGCAGGGAGACAAGGCCAGGGCAGGCAGCAGUGAUGGCAGUGGUGGCAGUGGUGGCGGGGGGGCGGGGAGCGCGGAGGCAGAGAGCGGGGAGGGCAUGGGCGAAAGUGCGCGGGCGCACCACCCAUCGCGGGCCAUCGACCUGCAGGCCAUCUUCGGCCUACCCACCAAUGAAACCCUGCUGGAAGCCUUCCCGUGCCGCCUGCUGCAGCUGUACCGCCCGGUGCACAACAGCCUCACGCCGGACAUGCGGCGUGCGUUCCGGGGCACGCUGUACGUGACGGAGCAGCACGUGUGCCUCUGCCUCGAUGACAGCGCCCGCCGCAUCCCCAUAAAGCUGGAGGCGUCGGAGGUGGGCGGGGUGGUGAAGCACAGCGCCAGGCGCGGGGAGACAAGCGACCAGCUGAAGAUGGAGCUCACAGGGGCGCAUUCCUCGCUUGUGCUGCAGGACUUUGCCUCUCCCGAUGCGCUGGACAGCGCCCUCGCGCUCCUCGAGCACAUCACCUCCUGACCGCAUGCCGCCGCGCUCCACGCCGCCCGGCCUCACCCGGUUCCAUGGCGAGACGAGCGCCGGGUUGGGUGCAGCAGGCACUUCAACUCGCACUUGCCAUUCUCCUCCGCUUGGCAGAGAUGUCAGACCUCUGCCAGUGCGAGCUGGCAGCAGCCCGAGCGCAUGUAGGAUGCCGUGCAGAGCACAGGCAACGCUCCCGCAGCCAGCCAGACGCAUGGGAUAUGCGAGAGUGCGACUCAUGCAUGUUGUGCCAUGUCACCGUGUUACUGCAGAGCGCUUCCUUGUUGGCAGACACAGUAUGCUCCAUGCAUCCUUGCUCACUUCCACUAGAAUUUGUACUUAUAUAUCAUAU